CUGCAGUUUUCAGUUCGCAUUUCGCUCUCGGGCGAAAAGCUUUGCGAUGGAGAAUGAGCGGACUAUAUCCGAUUUGCCGAUCGAAGUCCUCGAUCUCAUAUUCGAGGAACUGCAGAGUAUUGUAGAUAAACUGCAACUGGCACAGGUGCAUGAAAAGCUGGGCAAAGCGUUUGCCUACCACAGUCGAAGUGCCUUUAAGAAGCUCAGACCCUUCUUUGGAGUAACUCAAGAAUUGUGGGUGGUUCUAGUGAGCCUAUGUGGAUCGACUGUUGAGGAAUUUUCCAGCAGACAAAUUUGGAACACCCCAUGGAGUGAUAUACUGGUUGAGUCGAUUGAGCAGCAUUGUCCCAAUUUGAAGUCGGCGAGAAUUGACGUUUACGACAACAAUUGUGACAGCGUGCGGUCUCUUUUGUUGAAAAUGAGUAAACUAUUGGUAUCAGCUGAACUUACUAUAUUCACAAAAAAUUCGAAAAAGAUUUUCGAUUCGCUCGCAGAAAUGACUAAUGUGACACAAUUAGCAUUGAGGGGUAAUAUUACCGAAGAUGUCUGCCAGAUUCAAAACUUAACUGCUUUGGAGGAAUUAAUGAUCGAUUAUAAUAAAAGCUUCAAUCCUUAUUCACCUUUAAAUCUUCUCGAGAUUUGUACACCACUUUCGAAUCUCCGCUCCUUGACAGUACGCAACAUAACUAUAUUGCCCUCAGAACAGCCGCAUUUUUUGAUUUGGCCAGAGCUGGAGGAUCUAAAAAUUAACAACUGCGACAUUUUUACGGAAUUGCCCGAUUGUCCGAAGCUGAAGACUUUAGACAUGAUAAACUCCAACUGCCACAUUGAAGGCCUUCUGUUUGGGUUUAUUCUGCAAAACGGAGUGAAUAUUGAAAAGAUGAAUGAAAAUUGCAAUCCGCCUCCAUUCGAUGGUGACAACUUUCUCCAAGUUCUUCGAUCAUGUCCAAAGUUACGUGCAUUUUAUACACCAAUGAAGGCUAUUAAAAUAUACCAAGCUUUUGUGUCGUCCAUUGUUGAAGUUCUCAAGGAUAACGGGGUCAAGAAGGAGGAACCUUUUCAACUAAUUAUUUACGCUCGUGCAAAGUCAAAAUGGAUUCGCCGAUUAAUUCCACGGACCUCAAAUCCCGAGUUGUUAGAUUUAGAUUAUUUGUAUGAUUUUGCAUUUUAAAUAUCAACUCGGACUCCAUGGCCAUAUGUUAUUUAUAGAUUGGCCUAAAAUUAUCAACAUUAAG
Drosophila mauritiana is the source of this 1235-nucleotide messenger RNA. RefSeq lists its product as uncharacterized. NCBI's taxonomy places the organism in Eukaryota, Metazoa, Arthropoda, Insecta, Diptera, Drosophilidae. The transcript is spliced from 3 exons. The record is from RefSeq and is a predicted model, not a curated record. Bases 47 to 1171 code for a protein of 374 amino acids.